GGAGUUUCCUCAGAUGUCCCAUGGGCUGUGAAUCCUGUAGCAACUUAGCUGCUACUUGCUUUUGUGUGACAUUUGACUACCUGGACCCUGUUUGCUACAGAAAACAGCCCCAGAAUGGAACUCCUGGCUGUACUAGCCAGUAAGGAAUAGGAACUGGCUCUUUCAUAGGAGAUGGCUGCCUUCUUCUCUGACCUGGUACAGUUCUGGGGACUAUUUCAAAUGAUCCUAGUGCUGGGAAUUGGUGGUAGUUUCCCAUAUGGAUUCCACAUCUCUGUCAUCAACUAUCCUUCUGUGCACAUCAGGAAGUUUAUUAAUGAAACGUGGAUAGAGCGACACGGCUCUCCCCUCCCUCCUGAGACAAUCAUGCUGUUGUGGUCCUUCAUUGUGUCUGUUUAUGGGAUAGGAGGAUUCCUGGGCAGUCUCUGCUGUGGCUACCUGACUACAAAAUACAGGAAAAAAAAGUGCCAAAUGGGCACCAACCUGAUCAUGCUGGCAGCUGCAGUUUUCAUGGCCUUCAGUAAAACAGCCAGAUCUUUUGAGAUGAUUCUGGUUGGACGCUUUCUGUAUGGCAUUGGUUCAGGUUUUUCUCUCAAUAUACAUCCUCAGUAUGUAGGAGAGAUUUCACCCAAGAAGCUGCGUGGAUUUACCAACGCCACAGUUGCCAUUUUUCUGACACUGGGAAAACUCACAGGACAGGUUAUUGGACUACGGGAGAUUUUAGGAAGCGAAGAUUUGUGGCCAUGGUUGUUAGCAUCUAGUGGACUUUCAGCAUUGGUUCAACUGGUUAUCCUCCCAUUUUUCCCUGAUUCACCAUCUUACCUCCUGAUACAGAAGGGGAAUGAGGAAGCCUGCAGGAAAGCCAUCAGGAAACUCUGGGGGGAAGGCGACCAUCAAGCAGAAAUUGAUGAUAUUAUGAAGGAGAAGGCUGCAAUGACAAGUACAAAAACCUUGCGUGUCCUCGAACUAAUUAAAGAGCGAUCUCUGCGCUGGCAACUUUAUAUUUUGAUGACCGUCAUGACUACCUUGCAGCUUUGUGGAAUCAACGCAAUAUACUUCUAUUCCUUUGAAGUAUUCCACACAGCCAAGUUUGAAGAAUACCUUAUCCCAUACGUCUCCCUGGGAGUUGGGUUAUGUGAAUGCUUAUCCUCUAUACUGUGUAGCACCCUUAUUGACCGGUUUGGGAGGAAGGUGCUGCUAUGGGGAGGAUACACACUGAUGAGCUCUGUGCUAGCGCUCCUUACCAUGACCCUCUCACUGCAGCAUCAGUUUUUCUGGAUGCAUUACUUCAGUGUUGUCUUGAUCUUCCUAUUUGUUAUCUUCUAUGGAAGUGGACCAUCUGGAGCCACUAUAUCAAUCAUGGUUGAAAUCUUCAGCCAGUCAUUCAGACCAUCAGCCUUUCUGAUUGUUGGCUGCAUCAACUGGAUGGGACUGUUUGUGCUUGGGAUGAUUUUUCCAUUGAUUGUUGAUAAACUCGGACCCUUUUGCUUCCUUAUCUUUUUGGGAAUCCUUACUUUAUCAGCAAUUUUUAUCUACUUGUAUCUCCCGGAGACCAAGGGAAAGUCAAUUAUGGAAAUAAAAGCAGAGUUCAACAAGCUGAACUUUGGCAAAAAAGAAAUCUCAGUCACUGAAAAUAACUUUCCUAAGGAACAGUCAUUCUGUACCAAACUCUGAAUGUUCAGAGGAGAAAUUUGCAUGUGUUAGAAAAGACAGGAAACAAUGUUGGGAUAGAACUAAAAAGGAAACAUUAAAACCAGACUGGAAGCUUU
Messenger RNA from Cuculus canorus (common cuckoo), 1766 nucleotides. Its product is annotated as solute carrier family 2, facilitated glucose transporter member 11. Bases 172 to 1671 code for a protein of 499 amino acids. Gene Ontology annotation, cellular component: membrane. Gene Ontology annotation, molecular function: hexose transmembrane transporter activity. The record is from RefSeq and is a predicted model, not a curated record. Lineage: Eukaryota; Metazoa; Chordata; Aves; Cuculiformes; Cuculidae. The transcript has 13 exons. Gene Ontology annotation, biological process: monosaccharide transmembrane transport.